CUCCUUUUCUUGCGCCCAACAUGGCGGAACCGAGCGGUCUGAGCGAUGAGGCUGCCUAUAGCGCCUGCUCGGAGCCGGAUCCCAGCACGAAGGAUUUUAUAUUUCAGCAGACAAUGUUAAGAGUAAAGGAUCCUAAGAAGUCACUGGAUUUUUAUACAAGAGUUCUUGGAAUGACACUGCUUCAAAAAUUUGACUUUCCUCCUAUGAAGUUCUCACUGUAUUUCCUGGGUUAUGAAGAUAAAAACGAUAUCCCAAAAGAUAAAGCUGAGAGAACAUCUUGGACCUUCUCCAGAAAAGCUACACUUGAACUGACACACAACUGGGGCACUGAAAAUGAUGAAAAGCAGUCCUAUCAUAAUGGCAAUUCAGAUCCCCGAGGAUUUGGGCACAUUGGAAUUGCUGUCCCUGAUGUUAAUAAAGCUUGUAAGAGGUUCGAAGAACUAGGAGUGAAAUUUGUGAAGAAACCUGAUGAUGGUAAAAUGAAAGGACUUGCAUUUGUUCAGGAUCCUGAUGGCUACUGGAUUGAAAUUUUGAAUCCUAAACAUAUGGUGACUCUCACUUAGAUCUAAGGAAAUAUACCGUAUAAGAAAUACAAACGUGCGGUUCCCUGGAGAAAAUCUUUAACAGUAUUUGUAAAAUUCUUGCUUAAUGGAGAGGAAUCAAUCACGUUCACAUUUUCCUCUAAAAUUAUCCUGAGGCCUCCCUUCUGUUCUCCUGUGAUGCCACUGCAGUUUGCUUCCAGUUAGGAAUCCUCACCCAUCUUCUUAAGAGCAAAUAUGUACUCUGCUCUUGAACAGAUUCUAGCAAUAUUUCACUAAACUAUGUGAAUUAUAAAAUAUCACUAAGAUAUGUGACCUGAAGUUUACUUCAUUUCACACUACCUAAUUUAAACUAACAAGAAAAAGAAAAAAAAUCCGGCAUUACUGCUGAUGAGCUUCAGCAAGGAGCAUAUAUAUGAAUUUUUUUUUUUUAAUGAAAUCAAAGGAUAUCCUGAAGGCUUUGUGCACUUCCCUGUAUACUAGAAAAUAAAAUAUCAGAUUUCUUACUGGAGUAGCAGCAUGUUUGUGAAAGUCUUACUUACAUUAUGCCAAGCAAAACCCUUUAUUGACCAGACUUAAACAGCUUUGCCUGGAACAAGAAGCUUUGUAGAAGCAGUUAAUUAGUUUAGCAGGAAGAAUUCAGUAUUUAAAUUUUUGGCUGCUGAUUGCCAGACAACAUAAGAGGUCUCAUAGAUCCUAACUGACAGUGGCCUUUGUCUCUUCCAACACUAGAAGGAACUUGUUCAUAAUUUAUGUUUUGAUGCAAGUCUGGGGCUAUGUUCCACUUACAGGCUCUGUACAAUUCUGUUUUAGGAAUGUAAUGAAAAAGAGUGUCUAAAAUAGCUUCCUACUAGUAGGCAUUUUGAUCUGCCCCUUCAAAGCCAGUUAUGGUUACUGAAAUUAUGCUUGUAUAUUGGUAUGAAGAGUAGAAAGCUUGUCAAAUUUUUGGUUAACAAAACCAAAGCAGAUUUCUCUCUGCACUGUUUUAUUGUGAUUCUUUCUAGUAGCGUGUAACUCCUGUUGAGUCUUCACUUAUGUGACUAUUGGAUAGUGAAAUGGCAUUGCAAUUCACUUUGAAAUAAAGCACUGAUGAAAAGUCA
Gallus gallus (chicken) is the source of this 1639-nucleotide messenger RNA. It is a transcript of the gene GLO1, whose product is annotated as glyoxalase I. The transcript has 6 exons. The record is from RefSeq and is a predicted model, not a curated record. Gene Ontology annotation, molecular function: metal ion binding; lactoylglutathione lyase activity. NCBI's taxonomy places the organism in Eukaryota, Metazoa, Chordata, Aves, Galliformes, Phasianidae. Bases 21 to 563 code for a protein of 180 amino acids.